AUGUCAAAUUCAGAUGAUGAUUUUGAUGAUGAUGAUGAAUUAUUAUUAGAUAUAAUAACUGGUAAAACUCAAACACCCAUUGGUAAUAAUAAUAAUAAAAUUAUUCAAAGUUCAAUUUUACAACCUAAGUCAACUGUAUCUAAUGAAACUCACCCGAAAAGUACACCAGCAACAUCUAUACUAAAUGGUGAAGUUCAAGCUAAAUUAUUUCAAGCCGAUGGAGAAAUUGCGACUUUAAAACAACAAUUACUUCAAAUUAAAAAUCAAAAACAAAAGGAAAUUCAAGAAUUAAAAGAAUUACAUAAAAAUUCUGAGAAGAAUAAUGAUGAGCAAAUAAAAGCAUUAAAAUAUGCAGUGCAAAAACUAGAAGAUGAAAAGAGAUUUUUAAAUAAUGAAUUAUUAACAGCUUCAGCUUCAGCUUCAAAGAAACGAAAAUUAACUCAAUCACCAGAGACCACUCCAACUCUGGGAAAAGAAAUUGCUAAAGAUGAUUCUCAAAGUCAUUCUCAAAUUUUAGAAUCUAGUCCAGUUCAAGUAAAUCAAAGAAUUAUAAAAGUACAAAGUGAUUCUUCAUUAUUAAUUGAUCAAUUAUGGGCUCAUUCAAUCAUUGGAGCUAAACGUUCAUCACUUGAGUAUUUAAGUAAAAUAUGUGUAAAUUUUGAAUUAUCACUGGAAAAUGGUUUCAUGAUAAAGAAGAAAACAUCUAUAAAUUCAAGUGUAAUUGAAUUUUUAAUGAUCAAAAAAGAUUUGAGAUUAGAUAAAUUGAUUGAAGAGUUUACAACUGCAUUGAUUGAUAUUAUACAACAAUUAUUAAAGAAUAAUUUUAUAUUAUCAGUACCAUUUUUAUUGUCAUUGAUUUAUUGUUCAAUCAGUUUUAGACCAGUGGCUAAUACUAAAAAUUUGAUUAAAGUACUAUUGAAAAAAUUGUCAACCAUAAGUUUAGAUUUAUCAACUUUACUAAUUUAUAAUCUGGAAGAUAUAGGAGAUAUUAAUGAUUAUGAUGAUAUACUUGAUCAAAUUUUAUUAUUAAAGAAAUUUAUAUUUAUUUGUUGUUUAGAUGUCAUUGAAAAAUUAGUCGAAUUAGCUUCACAAUUUGAACCUGAAUUUAUAAAAGAAAUAUGGACAAAUAAGAUAUUACCUAAAAAACUAGUUACAACCUUACUUAAUGAAAAUUCAGAAAGACUUAAAAAUACAUGUCAAAUCAAUCUUGUAUAUAAUAUUGUGGAAAUGUUGGUAUCAUCAACCACUGAAGAAACAUUUGGAUUUAAUACUAUUGAAUCUGAUGUUAGUAUAAUUAAUUCUUUAUUAAAAGUUUUAUUGAUUGAAAUUACGAUUAAAGAUGGUUUUGAAUUUUAUGGUUUAAAUAGAAUAAUUGGUAAUAAUUCUGAUUAUAUAAAAAUUGAAUCAUUAAUUCCAAAAGAUCAUGAUUUUUUAAAUAAUUAUAUUAUAGAUAUACCAUUACCAAUUCCCUAUGAUUUGAAAGAAAAUGAUGCAUUUGAAACAAGAAUGAAUCAUGAGUUUCAUUUAUUAAAUUUGAGAAUAAAAGUAGCUGAAUUGUUAUUAUCAUUGAUUAUAACCAAACAAACGGUUGAUUUUUUGUUUAAUAAAGAGCAUUUCAAGUCAUUGAUUAGAGUAAUCGGAUUCGAACAAAACUAUAUCUCAAGAUUUCCACGAUCUAGACACACUCAUUUAAGAUGUAAUUUAAUAUCAAUAGUUAUAAAAUUAGUCAAUUACCUUACCCAAGAUUUAAGAGAUGUCGGAGAAUUGAUAUAUACUGAGAUUAUGUAUGAAUUAUUUGUUGUUUUACUGAGAAUUGCAUUUGGUGCUGAUUCAUUAAGUAUAGAGGCACAUAAAGUAUUAUCUCAAAUUAGAAGUAAAGGUAAUUUUGAUCCAAUUUUUAAUAAAUGGAGUGAAGAAAAAGCUAGAAGUAUCCAUCAUUUAACUUCAAAUGAUUAUCAAGAUGGUAAAUUAAUUGCAAAUAUAGAAAGUGAUUGUGCAAAUGGUUUAGAAUUUCCAUAUGAAUCUGAAACAGUUGAAUUGGCAAGAGAAAUCUUAAAUAAAUUUGUUAAUCAUGAUGAAGCUGAUAACUUAUAUUUUAACAUGAAUUAUGAAAAUGAAGAUGAAGACGAAUUAAUGAUAAAUUAA
Molecule: messenger RNA, 2145 nt
Organism: Insectozyma verbasci
Lineage: Eukaryota; Fungi; Ascomycota; Pichiomycetes; Serinales; Debaryomycetaceae
Source: the annotation of a GenBank genome assembly